This is a messenger RNA of Carya illinoinensis, 811 nucleotides long. RefSeq names its product VQ motif-containing protein 4-like. NCBI's taxonomy places the organism in Eukaryota, Viridiplantae, Streptophyta, Magnoliopsida, Fagales, Juglandaceae. The record is from RefSeq and is a predicted model, not a curated record. The coding region runs from base 1 to 711 and encodes 236 amino acids. The transcript has a single exon.
AUGGACUCCAGCCCACGCCACCCCCCGACCCCACCACCACUACAACACCAACACCAACAACAACACCAACCUUUCAAACCCAUCACCAGAUCCGAAUCUACCAACCCGUAUCCGACCACCUUUGUCCAAGCCGACACCUUCUCUUUCAAACAAGUCGUCCAAAUGCUCACCGGAUCCUCCGAGACCUCCAGGCACGCCUCCUCACCCAAGCCCAUGACCAACAACAGUCCUGUACCCGACUCUCCGUCAAAGACCCACAUCCCACCUAUAAAAUCCAUCAUGCCCAAGAAGCAACAAUCCGGGUUCAAGCUUUACGAGCGCCAAAGUUCCCUCAAUAACCUCAAGAUCAACCCCUUGAUCCCUGUAUUCGCUCGCAACAAUUCUGGGUUCUCCCCCCGUAAGCCCGAGAUCCUCUCCCCUAGCAUUCUCGACUUCCCGGCGCUCACUCUCAGCCCCGUCACGUCGCUCAUACACGACCCCUUUGACCGAUCCGCUUACGUCUCCUUCCAAAGCAACAUUAAUGCCAAUGUCAAUGCUAUGUUAGACAAGGAGGCUGAGGAAAAAGCAAUCAAAGAGAAGGGUUUUUACCUGCACCCCUCUCCGGCGACGACGCCGAGGGAAUCCGAGCCACGAUUUUCUCUCGGUAGCCUCUCUCUUCUCCCUCAAGGCAUGGCUCUCUGUUAUAGUCGACGGUUUGAGAAGAAAGGUUGAGUCUUGGAGGUUUCGGGAAGGAACAAGACACUGAGACGAUAUGAGGUUGUAUCAAACAAUUAGAGGCCUCAAAUGAAUCAGCAAAUAAAAAAAAGGAUGA